UGGCUGGGCCCGGGGGGGGACGCUCGGCUGAGCCCCCAAGGAACCCCCGGAGAGGGACGGACCCCGGAGCCCCGAGAUCCCCCCACGGAGGAUGACGUUUACUGUCGCUGUUUGUCGCGCACCCUGUGCCACACGGCCACGCCCGUCACCGUCGGCUUCUACGCGCCCUGCGGCCAGCGGCUGCACUCGCUGCUGGACAAGGUCACCGGUGCGUCCCGGUAUUGGGAUUUAUCGGGAUUUAUCGGGAUUUAUUGGGAUUUAUCGGGAUUUAUCGGGAUUUAUUGGGAUAUCGGGAGUUAUUGGGGUAUUGGGGAUAAUGGGAUUGGGGAUGUGGGGUCACCGCCCUGCGGCCAGCGGCUGCACUCGCUGCUGGACAAGGUCACCGGUGCGUCCCCGAUCGGGAUUUAUCGAGAUUUAUUGGGAUUUAUUGGGAUUUAUUGGGAUUUAUUGGGAUUUAUUGGGAUAUCGGGGUAUUGGGGUAUUGGGGAUAAUAGGAUUGGGAAUGUGGGGUCACCGCCCUGCGGCCAGCGGCUGCACUCGCUGCUGGACAAGGUCACCGGUGCGUCCCCGAUCGGGAUUUAUUGGGAUUUAUUGGGAUUUAUCGGAGUAUUUGGGAUAUCAGGAGUUAUGGGAUUUAUGGCGAGUUAUUGGGAUUGGGAAUGUGGGGCCACCCCCUGCACCAGCGGCUCCAGUCCCAUCCCAUCCCCUGGAUCCCGUCCCAAAUCCAAACCCACCCCAUCUUGA
Messenger RNA from Malurus melanocephalus (red-backed fairy wren), 744 nucleotides. RefSeq lists its product as uncharacterized. NCBI's taxonomy places the organism in Eukaryota, Metazoa, Chordata, Aves, Passeriformes, Maluridae. The transcript is spliced from 2 exons. The annotation marks the transcript as partial. The record is from RefSeq and is a predicted model, not a curated record.